Molecule: messenger RNA, 3023 nt
Organism: Eubalaena glacialis (North Atlantic right whale)
Lineage: Eukaryota; Metazoa; Chordata; Mammalia; Artiodactyla; Balaenidae
Gene: PARP12
Product: poly(ADP-ribose) polymerase family member 12
Exons: 12
Coding region: 163-2268 (701 amino acids)
Molecular function (GO): metal ion binding; NAD+ poly-ADP-ribosyltransferase activity
Source: RefSeq, a predicted model, not a curated record
UGGGGCCGGAAGACGCCGAGCCCCGCUCAGCUGCGGGCCGGGGGCGUGGCGAGGCCGGAUUCUGUUUCCCCCCGGCCCUGAGGAACUUUCGGUUUCGUUUCCGGCCAGCGUCUCCACCUCGCGGGAACCGCCCGCGCCCCUCCAGUUUCAGGCCCGACGGCCAUGGCGCCAACUGCACUCCUCCGUGAGGUGACCCAGGCGCUGUGCGCGGCCGGGGGCGCCUUGGAGCUGGAGGAGCUGCGGCGCCGCUUGCGGCCGAGAGUCAGCAGGGAUGUGCUGGAGCGGCUGUUGCGGGAGCGCGAGCGCUUGGCUGUGGCGCAGCGGGCGGCCGGGGCCGGCGCGGCGGCCGUCGAGCGUGUGGUGCUGGCCGUGUCGCCGCUGCGCGUGUGCGGCGCGUACCAGGGCCCGAAGCCGGGCUGCGUGGGGCUCUGCGCUCAGCUGCACCUCUGCAAGUUCGUGUUCUACGGCAAGUGCAAGUUCCUGAGGGACGGGAAGGACUGUAGGAACGGUCACAACUUGACGUCCGAUCACAACGUGAGCGUGCUGAAAACUCACGGCGUGGACCACCUCAGCUACAGUGAGCUCUGCGUGCUCUUGUUACAGAAUGACCCCUUGCUCUUGCCGGAGAUCUGCCUUCAUUACAACAAAGGACAUGGACCCUACGGCUCUUGUUCCUUUAGAAAGCAAUGUGUCAAACUCCACAUCUGCCAGUAUUUUUCACAGGGUGAAUGCAAGUUUGGCACUGGCUGUAAGAGAUCCCAUGAUUUCUCUAAUUCUGAGAACCUGGAAAAACUGGAGAAGUUGGGCAUGAGGUCAGAGCUGGUGAGCAGGCUGCCUUCCAUUUACAGAAAUGCUCAUGACAUCAAGAAUAAGAGCUCUCCCUCCAUCAGAGUGCCGCCUCCUCCCUCUUGGUCACAGGGGACUUCCGAAAGAAGAGGUGCAGGUUCUGUGUCCCCAAACACUGCCAACCAAGAGGAGAGUGAUCAGAUUUGCUUGUUCCAUAUCUGGAAGAGUUGUAGCUUUCAAGAUAGGUGCAGUAGAGUUCAUUUCCAUUUGCCAUAUCGAUGGCAAGUCUUAGAUGGAGGCAGGUGGAAGGAUUUGCGCAAAAUGGAGCUUGUUGAAGAGGCAUAUAGCAAUCCUGCAAGAGACGGGGUCACGUGCACCGAGUCAGCCAAUAGCUUUCUCGUUGGUUUUCUGAACUUUAACUCCAUGACGUUCGGUGCCACCUGGGCUCGCCGCCUCUCCACGGCCUCCUCGGUCACCAAACCUCCACACUUUAUCCUCACCACUGACUGGGUUUGGUACUGGAACGAUGAAUUUGGCUUUUGGCAGGAGUAUGGAAGACAAGGCAUGGAGCACCCCGUGACCAGCGUCAGCAGCAGCGAUUUGGAGAAGGCCUACCUGGCGUACUGUGCCGCAGGGUCUGACCCCCAGGCUGCCGCUCUGAGGUUCCAGGCAGGAAAGCACACAUACGAAUUAGACUUCAAAGCCUUCGUUCAGAAAAACCUGGCCUAUGGCACAGUUAGAAAGGUUUGCCGGAGACCCAAAUACGUAUCUCCCCAGGAUGUGAAGAUGAAGCAGAGCUGCGUCAAUUCCCAAGGCCUAAAGAGCAUCCCUGAGCAUUGGGACCACUUGGCCCUGCUGGACACCGGCUUUAAGAGGAUCGCCCUCCCUUCGUCCUCAGAGGAGUUUCAAAAGGUCUGGAACCUCUUCACCCAUACGAUGCCUCUCUACCACGUUCAGAAGAUUGAGCGGGUCCAGAACGUGGCCCUCUGGGAAGUCUACCAGUGGCAGAAGGAGCAGAUGCAGAAGAGAAACGGCGGGAAGACAGUGGAUGAGAGGCAGCUGUUCCACGGCACCAGCACCGGUUUCGUUGACGCCAUCUGCCAGCAGAACUUUGACUGGCGGGUCAGUGGUCUUCAUGGCACUUCCUAUGGCAGGGGGAGCUACUUUGCCCGGGACGCCGCGUAUUCCCACCACUACAGCAAAACUGACACCAAGUCCUGCACGAUGUUCCUGGCUCGGGUGCUGGUGGGCGAAUUCGUCCGAGGCAACGCCAACUUCGUCCGCCCCCCGGCCAAGGAGGGCCAGGGCAACGUCUUGUACGACAGCUGCGUGAACCACGUGUCUGACCCCUCCAUCUUCGUGGUCUUCGAGAAGCACCAGGCCUACCCGGAGUACGUCAUCCAGUACACCGAAUCCCCCGGGCCCACUGCCGCCGCCACCAGCCUGCUCUCCUUGGCGUCCUUCUUCAGUGUUCGGCAGUGAGCACCCCGAUGGUUUUAUGCCUUUCUGGCUGAUCUUACUUGAAAUAGCUAUUAGGGAAAGUUGGGGUUUUUUUGAACAAAAAACUUUUAAUGAACUGUUCAUUUAACAUUGACUUCUUGAUGAAAUUACAUUCUUAAUCUCUGGCUGAUAAUAUUUUCACUUUUAAGUCACUUUUGGACUAGCCAGUAGUGAUUGUAGGUGAACCCAUUAUUGCUUUUUACUCAGGUGUUAAAGUUUUAUGUUUUACUCUUUGUUGACUUUGCUGCAGAUUGGCACCAGGCACAGAGUUUCCAGACACUAUUUUAUCGAUUGGUUUUAAUUUUCAAGAGUUUCUGUCUCUUCAGUGGUUUGUUUUUUCAGGGUCUUGGUGGCACCUGGUUUUGUUUUUGUCCGAAUGACACAGCAGCCAUUGGUGCAGGAAAUCCUGGGUUGUGGGGCUGGUGAGGCACAGUCAUCGUGUCCAUUGCUGUGUCUCUAAUCUAGGCGGCUCUUCUGCUGCUUCUCCUGGGCUUCCAGCCUUGAAAUUGGCCCAUAUAUCACGUUGUUAGGACCAUGGCUACUGUGUGGUGUCACUGAGUCCCUGUCGGUCUCCCUUAGUCCUGGCAGCAGUCACCGUCACCCAGGAAGUGCACUCACCCUGGCAGGUGCCUCUGCACCGAGCACCCUGUGAAUAAGGGUUUUAUGUCCCCAUGAGAUCUGAAUACCUGUGCUGCAGCGUCACAGCAGAGUCUGGGAAUAAAAGAAUAUUUAUCUGA